UUCACAGCAGAGUGGAGUUACCUUUUUGGGAUUGUCCUUAUUCCAGGUAAACCGCGACUCACUUGAUCCUCCUUGCAAGCGGCAAUGGCGCUCCCAACAAACGGACGAGUAAUAAUUGACACGACUGUAGGAGAAAUCGAAAUCGAGCUGUGGUCAAAGGAAACACCAAAAACAUGCCGGAACUUCAUCGCGCUCGCGCUAGAAGGUUAUUAUGACGGCGUCAUCUUUCAUAGAAUUGUACCAGGUUUCCUAGUCCAAACUGGUGACAAAACAGGGACAGGUGGAGGAGGGGAGUCAUUCUAUGGAGAACCAUUCGAGGAUGAAAUUCACCCGCGGUUGCGGUAUGCUCACCGUGGGCUUGUCGCUAUGGCCAACAAUGGGACGAAGAAUUCCAAUGAUUCACAGUUCUUCAUUACCCUCGACAGAGCGGAUGAACUGCACGGUAAACAUACGUUGUUCGGAAGGGUAAUUGGCGACACCGUGUACAAUGUCAUGAAGAUCGGAGAGAUGGAAAUUGGCGAAAAUGAACGACCCGUGUACCCACCCAAAAUCAAGUCAAUAACAAUAGCCGACAAUCCAUUCCCAGACAUUAUACCGCGAAUCACUGCUGCCGAAAAGCGUGCCCAGCAGCGAGCACGAGAAGCUGGUCAGCGUCAACGAGAAGAGGCCGAACGUCGGAGAGGUGCUAAGAAGGAUGUAAAACUUUUGAGCUUUGGCGGAGAUCAGGAUGGCGAAACGGAACCCGUAGCGUUCAAGAAGAAAAAUAUUGCUCGGCCAGACUUGGUUGACAAUCCUAGUGCCACAGGCAUUCCGAUGCCUGAAUCUUUGCUCAAUCCUACGAAGAAAUCUAAAGAACCGCCUCGGGAACGUGCAUCUGAGAAGGAACCAUCCAAGCACGAGAAAUCUUCCAAAAGUGAUAGAUCCGAGGGGGGUGCAGAUAAGGACAUCAAGAAAAUUCGUGAAACACACGCGAAAGAGAAGGCUUCUGGAAGCGACGCCCGGCGCACUGAAAUUGAGCAGAUGGAGAGCGAAAUCCGUAGACUAACGCGCAAACGAGAAGGUGGCGAGGACAGUGACGAGGAGGCUGCACGAAAGAAGGCAAAACCGACGAAGUCCUAUCUCGAGGAAGGACUUGCCAAGUACUCCAAGGGGCGGGGAUUACAGAAGAAAGGGAAAGGCAAGAAAGAUGAGGGCGAUGUGUUAGCUGCCUUGAACAGCUUCAGGGGAUUGUUACAGUCAAACGCGACCCUGGAGAUGGAUGAUGUUCAAGAGGAGGGCGAUCGUGUGGACGACGGUGGAGGCGGAACCGUUCCCGAUGGUGAGGAUCCAGGCAUAGAGGUGGACGACGACCGCGGAUUUAUCGGCCAUGCUCUGCACUUCCCGAAGGACGAUGGGGAGGAAACGAGGAAGGCUGAGAGGGACUACGAGGUUAUUGAUCCUCGUCAACGCGGUGCGAGAGCACGGGAAGAGGAACGGGAGAGAAAACGAACGGCGAUGAAGGGAAAGAACGGCCCACGCGGCCGACGGUGAUAUCCAGUUAUUUGCAGUUUCCUCUGCGCUUGCUUGAGAGCUAGUAGUACUGGCGCUACUAGGGACUAUCCUUAUGCAUCUGUUAUCAUAUAAUCUUAUCACCGAUC
This is a messenger RNA of Suillus clintonianus, 1637 nucleotides long. RefSeq names its product cyclophilin-like domain-containing protein. Gene Ontology annotation, cellular component: catalytic step 2 spliceosome. NCBI's taxonomy places the organism in Eukaryota, Fungi, Basidiomycota, Agaricomycetes, Boletales, Suillaceae. The record is from RefSeq and is a predicted model, not a curated record. The transcript has 13 exons. Gene Ontology annotation, molecular function: peptidyl-prolyl cis-trans isomerase activity. Gene Ontology annotation, biological process: protein folding; protein peptidyl-prolyl isomerization. Bases 85 to 1530 code for a protein of 481 amino acids.